AUUGAUUAGCAAGAAACCCUAAUUCCCGUUCCGAUCAUGAGACCCGUCAUCGCCCAGUAUUUUCGCCGAAUUGGGUAUGGCCGCCAGUCCCGCGAUUUAUCUUCCUUGAAUUUGCGUCCUAUUAAUGGGAGUACUGCUCAUGAUCGGGCUCUAUUUGCCGCGAUCGUCAAGGGUCAUCUUCUUGAUAUUGUUGUCGGAGGGACUUGCGGAUACAGUCUUGCUGCUCUUAUGAUGAAUCUUCUCAUUGGAAAUAGAUCAAAAGAGGCGGAGCGAAUCGAACAGGAAUGGAAGCAGAAGCAGCUCGAGCUAGAUGAAUGUGAAAAGACAGCGGAGAAGGAGAAAAUGAUUUUUCAAGACCGUUAUCAACGCAAGAGGCAGGCCAGAUGACUGACAAGUGACAACAUACGAUGUGUGAUACUUUUUUUUAUUUUUUAUUUAUUAUGUAUUGCUUUUGGAUUCCUUUCUAUGUUUCGAUAUUUAUGCGUCUGUGUCCAACAUUGCUCUAGGCAAAGCAUAAAUUUACGUUGUUUUUGGUAAAUUUAAUU
Capsella rubella is the source of this 545-nucleotide messenger RNA. RefSeq lists its product as uncharacterized. NCBI's taxonomy places the organism in Eukaryota, Viridiplantae, Streptophyta, Magnoliopsida, Brassicales, Brassicaceae. The coding region runs from base 37 to 387 and encodes 116 amino acids. The transcript has 5 exons. The record is from RefSeq and is a predicted model, not a curated record.